UGUCGUCGAAGGGGAAGUCUCUCUGUCAGUUGGCUGUUGUGGCGCGUGUUGCCCUGGGGGAAGAGACGCCUUUACAGCCUGUCAUUUCACCACUUAACCUUCCUUUCAUAAGUAUAUUAAAAAGAAAAAGAAAAAAAAAAAAGGAAAGAAUUACCGAACAUUUUCAUACUUAGAGAAGAUAAGGCUCCACUAGAAAUGCAGCAAGGAUUCCUAGCACAUCCCAGUUGCCAUAGUAACAACAGUCUUUCCCAUAAUGAGCUGCAUCAUCUGAACUGAUGUCACAGCAUCAUGCAGCAGGUCAAACAAGGCAUCUCCUAGUAUUUCAUCCUACAGAUGUGCUGUAAACAUCAAAAGAAGACGGUGGGAGCAGGAGAUGCUGUUUUGGAAAGAAGUAAGGUUUAGAAUUCUCCAUGUUAACUAUGAGUGUGACACUCUCCCCACUGAGGUCACAGGACCUGGAUCCCAUGGCUACUGAUGCUUCACCCAUGGCCAUCAACAUGACACCCACUGUGGAGCCGGGAGGAGAAGAGACCAUGAAGGACGUAGAUUCUGACCAGCAAUACGAAAAACCACCCCCAUUACAUACAGGGGCUGACUGGAAGAUUGUCCUUCAUUUACCUGAAAUUGAGACCUGGCUCCGAAUGACCUCAGAGAGGGUCCGAGACCUAACCUACUCAGUCCAGCAGGACUCAGACAGCAAGCAUGUGGACGUACAUCUAGUUCAACUAAAGCUGUUCCUCUGCUACGCUUUUCUAAUAUGUCAUCCUGCCUUGAAGCUGGCUAAACAUGGACCAAAACUUCUACAAACUGACAUUUGUGAAGAUAUUUCUGACCAUGUUGAGCAAAUCCAUGCCCUCCUUGAAACAGAGUUCUCUCUCAAACUGCUGUCUUACUCUGUCAAUGUGAUUGUGGACAUCCAUGCUGUGCAACUCCUCUGGCACCAGCUUCGAGUCUCUGUGUUAGUUCUGAGAGAGCGCAUUCUGCAAGGACUGCAGGACGCUAAUGGCAACUACACCAGGCAGACUGACAUUCUGCAAGCUUUCUCUGAAGAGACAAAGGAGGGCCGGCUUGAUUCUUUAACAGAAGUGGAUGACUCAGGACAGUUAACCAUCAAAUGCUCACAAAAUUACUUGUCUCUAGAUUGUGGUAUUACUGCAUUUGAACUGUCUGACUACAGUCCAAGUGAGGAUUUGCUUGGCGGCCUGGAUGACAUGACCUCUAGCCAGGUCAAAACCAAACCCUUUGACUCUUGGAGCUAUAGUGAAAUGGAGAAGGAGUUCCCUGAGCUUAUCCGAAGUGUUGGGUUACUCACAGUGGCCGCUGACCCCAUCCCUUCCACAUGCAGUGAAGCAGUCACUGAAGCAGUAUCUCAAGUAUCUCUCUCAGCAGAGGACAGAGGUGGAUGUGAGGAAAACAGUGCUUCUACAGUCGAAGAACAGGCAGGGUUAACAUCAGGAAUGUCAUCUUCGGGGGAAGUUGUGAUAAAUACUGUUCAGCUCUCUCCUGAGACCAUCAAGCAAGAAUCCAACUCCUACUCACAUCUUGGUACAAAGGAUCAACAGCCUGUUUCUUGUGAAAAUAUAACCCCCAAGCGAUCCAUCAGAGAUUGUUUUAAUUAUAACGAGGACUCUCCCACACAGCCCACAUUACCAAAAAGAGGGCUUUUCCUUAAAGAGGAAACAUUUACUAAUGCUCUGAGAGGCAAUGAGGGCAAGAAGCAGAUGGGUGAUCUUAAUCCUGAGAUGAGCAGAAGCACCCCUUCACUGGUAGACCCACCUGACCGAUCUAAGCUUUGCCUGGUGUUACAGUCUUCCUAUUCUCACAGCCCUUCUGCUGCCAGCCAGUCCUAUGAGUGUUUGCACAAGGUGGGGAUUGGGAAUCUUGAAAACAUAAUCAAAAGUCACAUUAAAGAAAUCUCUUCUAGUCUAGGAAGGCUUAAUGACUACCGUAAAGAGAAAUCGCGACUUAAAAAGUCACACAAGACCUUAGAAGAGGUGCCUCCGUGCCGAACACCUAAACGGGGAACUGAAAACAUGAAGAGCUCAGUAGUGUCAAACGGGAUGCCUUCUUGUACUUCCAAGGACACAGAGGGGCUAGAAACAGAUUCUACUUCCACUUCCUCGGUUGAGCCCGGCAAAUUGCCAGUGCAGUCAGAAAUAUCCAGUUCGCCACCUUUUACUCAAAGCAGUGAAUGCUCUAUUGACUCAGACAACAUCGUGUCUCCAAUACCUCUUCUUGCAAAACACAAAAGCAAAAAGGGUCACUCUUCAUCUCCAAGUCACAUCACCAAGAAUGGCCAGGUUGUGGAGGCCUGGUAUGGCUCUGAUGAAUACUUGGCACUGCCCUCUCACCUUAAGAAGACAGAAGUGUUAGCUUUGAAAUUGGAAAAUCUAACAAAGCUUCUGCCUCAGAAACCCAGAGGAGAAACUAUUCAGAAUAUUGAUGACUGGGAACUAUCUGAAAUGAAUUCAGAUUCUGAGAUCUAUCCAGUGUACCACAUCAAGAAAAAGCACACAAGGUUAGGCAGAGUAUCUCCAAGCUCUUCCAGUGACAUAGCCUCUUCCCUUGGGGAGAGCAUUGAAUCUGGGCCUGUGAGUGACAUUCUUUCUGAUGAGGAAUUGUGUAUGCCUCACUCUGCCAUGAAAAAAUACUUGGAUGAGAAAUCAGGGAGAGUUUCAUCCUCUGAGAAAAGUGCAAGUCAUUCUGCUGCAAAAUCAGCUUUAAUUCAGAAAUUAAUGCAAGAUAUUCAACACCAAGAAAAUUUUGAAGCCAUAUGGGAAAAAAUAGAGGGGUUUGUAAACAAGCUGGAUGAAUUCAUUCAGUGGUUAAAUGAAGCCAUGGAAACCACUGAGAAUUGGACUCCCCCCAAAGCAGAGAUGGAUGGCCUUAAACUGUACCUGGAGACACACUUGAGUUUUAAGUUGAAUGUAGAUAGUCAUUGUGCUCUCAAGGAAGCUGUGGAGGAGGAAGGACAUCAACUUCUGGAGCUUAUUGCUUCCCACAAAGCAGAAGGAUUGAAGGACAUGCUACAGAUGAUUGCAAGUCAAUGGAAGGAGCUGCAGAGGCAAAUCAAACGGCAACACAGCUGGAUUCUUAGAGCUCUGGAUACCAUCAAAGCCGAGAUCCUGGCUACUGAUGUGUCUGUGGAGGAUGAGGAAGGGACUGGAAGCCCCAAGGCUGAGGUUCAGCUAUGCUACCUGGAAGCACAAAGAGAUGCUGUUGAGCAGAUGUCCCUCAAGCUGUACAGUGAGCAGUACACCAGCAGCAGCAAGAGGAAAGAAGAAUUUGCUGAUAUGUCAAAAGUUCAUUCAGUAGGAAGCAAUGGGCUUCUGGACUUUGAUUCAGAAUACCAGGAGCUCUGGGAUUGGCUGAUUGACAUGGAGUCCCUUGUGAUGGACAGCCACGACCUGAUGAUGUCAGAGGAGCAGCAGCAGCAUCUUUACAAGCGAUACAGUGUGGAAAUGUCCAUCAGGCACCUGAAAAAGACAGAGCUGCUUAGUAAGGUUGAAGCUUUGAAGAAAGGUGGCGUUUUACUACCAAAUGAUCUCCUUGAAAAAGUGGAUUCAAUUAAUGAAAAAUGGGAACUGCUUGGGAAAACCUUAAGGGAGAAGAUACAGGACACAAUGACAGGGCACAAUGGAUCAGGUCCACGAGACCUGCUCUCUCCUGAAAGUGGAAGCCUGGUAAGACAGCUGGAGGUCAGGAUCAAAGAACUGAAAGGGUGGCUAAGAGACACAGAGCUUUUCAUCUUCAACUCCUGUCUGAGACAAGAAAAGGAAGGAACAAUGAAUGCCGAGAAACAACUGCAAUACUUUAAGUCCCUCUGCCGUGAAAUCAAGCAGCGACGUAGAGGAGUAGCCUCCAUUCUUCGAUUAUGCCAGCAUCUUCUGGAUGACCGAGAGACCUGCAAUCUGAACGCAGACCACCAGCCCAUGCAGCUGAUCAUUGUAAAUCUUGAAAGAAGGUGGGAAGCCAUUGUCAUGCAAGCUGUCCAGUGGCAAACACGGCUACAAAAGAAAAUGGGAAAAGAAUCUGAGACUUUGAAUGUGAUUGACCCUGGUUUGAUGGACCUAAAUGGGAUGAGUGAGGAUGCCUUGGAAUGGGAUGAAACAGAUAUAAGUAACAAGUUAAUUAGUUUGAAUGAGGAAUCAAAUGAACUUGAUCAAGAACCCCAACCUGUAAUGCCUCCAUUGAAGUGUGAAGAGACAAGUUAUGAGGACCCAGGUUAUGAGGAGGGGGCAGGUGACCUUGGGGGAUCUCUGUAUGCCUCACAUAUCACUGCACCCUCCAGUCCACAUAUUUACCAAGUGUACAGCCUCCACAAUGUUGAACUCUAUGAGGACAACCAUCUACCUUUUCUGAAAAACAAUAUGAACUUUACUAGCAUGACACAGCCCAAUGUUUUGACUAAGAGUCUCAGUAAAGACUCUUCAUUUUCAUCCACCAAAUCUUUGCCGGAUAUUUUAGGAGGUUCCAAUUUGGUAAAGCCUUGUCCAUGCCACAGUGGAGACAUGAGUCAGAAUUCUGGCAGUGAGAGUGGAAUUGUCAGUGAAGGAGAUACUGAAAUGACUACCAACUCUGAAACAUGCUUGCUCAGUGUGCUGGAUGGGUCCCCAAGUAAUCCUGAAACUGAGCAUCUGGACUCACAAGUUGGAGAUGCAGUUAAUUUGUUAAAACAAAAAAUUAAAGACAAAGAAGAAUGCAUUAAGCUUCCAAAUAGUUCUCAGUCAUCCAUUUCACCAGUGGGUUGUGUAAAUGGAAAAGUUGGAGAUUUAAACAGUGUUACCAAACAUACCCCUGAUUGUUUGGGAGAAGAAUUACAAGGAAAACAUGAUGUGUUUACAUUUUAUGAUUACUCGUACCUCCAAGGCUCAAAACUCAAAUUACCAAUGAUAAUGAAACAGUCACAGAGUGAAAAGGCACAUGUGGAUGAUCCCCUUCUUCGUGGUCUUUAUUUUGAUAAAAAAUCCUGCAAAUCUAAACACCAGACUUCAGAGUUACAACCAGAUGCACCACCCCAUGAAAAGGUUUUGGCCAGUGCAUCCCAUGAAAUGGAUCACAACUCAUAUAAAAGUGGCGAUAUGGAGAAGGCAUUCACUGGCAUUCAGAAUGCCAGACAGUUCUCCCUUUUAUCUCGUAGUUCAUCUAUUGAGUCCCUUUCUCCAGGUGGUGACUUAUUUGGAUUGGGCAUCUUUAAAAAUGGCAGCGAUAGCCUCCAGCGAAGUACUUCUUUAGAAAGUUGGUUGACGUCCUAUAAAAGCAAUGAAGAUCUUUUUAGCUGUCACAGCUCUGGGGACAUAAGUGUAAGCAGUGGCUCAGUUGGUGAACUGAGUAAAAGGACAUUAGACCUCCUGAAUCGUUUGGAGAAUAUCCAGAGCCCCUCAGAGCAAAAGAUAAAGCGAAGUGUUUCUGAUAUCACUCUUCAAAGCAGUUCCCAAAAGAUGUCCUUCACUGGCCAAAUGUCUUUGGACAUAGCGUCUUCUAUCAAUGAAGACUCGGCAGCAUCUCUCACAGAACUCAGUAGCAGUGACGAACUCUCUCUUUGCUCAGAGGAUAUUGUGUUACACAAGAACAAGAUCCCAGAAUCAAAUGCAUCUUUUAGGAAGCGCCUUAAUCACUCUGUGGCUGAUGAAAGCGAUGUCAAUGUCAGCAUGAUUGUUAAUGUCUCAUGUACCUCUGCUUGCACUGAUGAUGAAGAUGACAGUGACCUUCUCUCAAGCUCUACGCUCACCUUGACUGAAGAAGAACUGUGCAUCAAAGAUGAUGAUGAAGACUCCAGUAUCGCAACAGAUGAUGAAAUUUAUGAAGAAUGCAACCUGAUGUCAGGACUGGACUAUAUUAAGAAUGAAUUGCAGACCUGGAUUAGGCCAAAACUUUCCUUGACAAGAGAUAAGAAACGGUGUAAUCUCAGUGAAGAAGUAAAGGGCAAUAAAGAUGUAAGUGGUAGUGAGAUGACCAAUCCCUCUGAUACUCUACACAUUGAGACCCUUCUAAAUGACUCCUUAAAAUGUCUCUCUGAAAAUAAUGGAAAUAGUAAGGCCUCGUCCCAUACCCAUGAGUUUGGAACAAAGAGUGAAAACAAGAAAAAUAUUUUCAAAGUUAAUAAAGAUCCUCAUGUGGCAGAUAUGGAAAAUGGCAAUAUUGAAAGUACUCCAGAAAGGCAAAAAGAUAAGCUAAGUGGAAUUUCAAAGGCAUUAGAGCAUCUUAGUUCAAGUAGGAAGAUUUCAGAAAGUGAGCACUGUGAGCAUAAGGCAUCUAUGGAUGGUUCGGAUGAUUCAGAUACCACUGGAAAGGAAUUUGGUCUCCCAAAUGUAAGACAUUUUCCAAAGGAAUGUCCAAAUCACCACCCUUUUGAAAAUCAGAGAGCUGAGUGCACUCCUAUUGAGAUGUCUUGCCCAGAACUGGCUUUAGAAACCAGAGUUAACAACAGACAAGACUGUGAUGUGUCAAAAUCUCCUAAUGAUACAAGUAUGGAUGGGAAUUCUGCUGCUUACUGCCCAGCACUUGAACAGAAUGAGACAGAGGAAACAGCUUCUUGUUGCAACUGUGAGCCAGAUGUUUUCCAUCAAAAACAUGCUGAAGAUUGUUCUGUUCAUGACUUUGUUAAGGAAAUCAUUGACAUGGCUUCAACAGCCCUAAAAAGUAAAUCUCAACCUGAAAAGGAGGUGGCUGCUCCCACUUCAUUAACUCAAAUCAAGGAGAAAGUGUUAGAACAUUCUCACCGGCCCAUCCAUUUGAGAAAAGGAGACUUUUAUUCCUACUUAUCCCUUUCAUCUCAUGACAGUGAUUGUGGGGAGGUCACCAAUUACAUUGAAGAGAAGAGUAAUACUCCAUUGCUACUGGACAUGAUUGACUCUGGCUUAGAUGAAAAAGAAGACAUUGAAUGUUUCUUUGAGGCCUGUGUUGAGGAAGACCCAAAUGCAGAGGAGCCCUGUUCCCCUAGUGCUUCUCCAGAUGAUUCUGCAGUUCCCAGUGAGGCUGCAGUGCCACUACGAGCAAGCUCUGCUAUGUUCAUUGCUACUUCUCUGGUAGUUGAUACAGACAUGGCGGCUCUUUCAAGACCUCCCCCUCAGGAAAGAGCUGACAAUAGAAAAGAAGUAGAUGAUUUGCCCCAAACUUCCAGGGGCUAUGCAGAAAAUUCAGAGUUUAUUCCUUCAAAGGUAGCUAGUGAAAAGGAGAGUUCAGGAAAACCGGGUGAAUCAGGAUUGCCAGAAGAACACAAUGCUGCUUCAGCCAAAUCUAAGUUUCAGGACCUCUCCUUGAAGGCAAAUCAGCCAAAAGACAAAACUGCAUUGCAUCCCAGCCCCAAAUCUUUAACCUGUGAAGAAAAUCUAGACCUCCAUGCAGAACCACAUAGAAAUAUGCAUAGGUAGAAUGUAACUCCCUUCCAAGCAUGAAAAUCCUCUCAUUGAAAGAUAAUCUGACUGCAACUCAGGGUUGGCUUGUCCUCCUGCCCUGGGCUAGUCUCCAGUUUCGUCACAUCCUCACUGCUGUUUGUCAUGUUGACUUUCCCAAGAUGAAUCGACUUCCGAAUGCGGUUUGUCCACAGGAGCCUUGUGAUCUGAAUGUGUGCACUGGUUCUCUUUAGGUGAUCACCUUUGAGGUUCAGCAAAGCUGCUUGUUCUCCCAUGGAUUCCUGUCCCAAGCUACCUCUACCGACCCUCUCCAGCAAGACUUUUCUGUUUGCCUCCUUCCCUCCCCAUCUGCUCUUUAAAGUUCUUCUGUUCAUCCAGUUAAUGGUCCAUUAAACACACCUGUCUGGAAUGAUACCCUGAUCAGUACUUGACCAAUUUCAUGUUUCAAUCUGGAUAUUUUUAUGGUAUGAUGCCCAUGUUUAUUAAAAGAGGUUUACCUAAAAAGCCAACAUUUGAUUUGAUUGCAGCAUAGAGAAGAAACACUGGCCCUUCGUUCAAAAUUAAAUAACUGUCAAAACCACCAUUCUGUUUAUUUAAUUUUAAUAAUAAUCUAUGCAGCACUUCAAGAAACAACUAUAAUAGUGUUGUAUAUUAUAAACUGGUUACAUUCUGCUAUUAAAUUAUGUACAACAUUUUUGGUUUUUAUGCUUCUUGAGGUGAUAAUGAGAAAAGUUGUUUUUUUAAAGUGUGCCUUGCUGUAUUUCUUAUACCAUUUAUUAAAAAGCUGCUUUCAUAAAAUUAUGUUGGUUUGAAAGGAGGAAAUAGCAAGGUUAAGAUGUGUGAAUAAUUUCUGUAUAUAUGUAUAACCAAGUACAAACACUGAUGUAUAAUGACAGUAUAAAACGCUUUCAUGUUUGUAACGUCUAGUGAUGUGGAACAUAUAAGCCUUAAAUCCAUUAGAGUGCAUGAUAAUUAAAAUUGGCAUAAUAAAAAGUCUAUUGGGGGAAAAGGAAAAUUAGUGAUCUCUUCUACCUGUGUCUUUACCAAAUUGUCACAUCUAGGAAAAUAUAACAUGUAGUAGCUUCCAAAAUACGCAAAAAUACAGACUAAGAAACCUUUAUGAUUUUCAAAAUCUUUCUGGCCUCUAGAGAGAUCUUGAAACAAUAAAUGAUGAAAGGCCAGUUCUCCUAAACCAGUUCAAAGUUAUACCAGAUUUUUAAUUUCCAUUUACUAAUAGUUUAUUGUUAGAUUUCAGGAUAUCUUGUAUGUCUUAAUUUAUUUUAAAUAAUUAUUUUAAACAGGUUUGAUAAAAAGAUGGUGUGAAAGUACAGAAAUUUUACUAUUAUUUUUAUUUAGACCAUAGAUUUCAGGUAUAUUUAUUUUGUGUAACAGAAAUCAGCAGAGAAAUCUUCCAUUUGGGCUUCACAGACUCUUGUUAAAUACAGUUUUUAACUGUAUUUAAUUUCUACUAAAGUGCCUGACCCAUAGUAGGUAUUCAAUAAAAAUUUGCUGAAAGGUAUUGAAUAACAUGGAUGACAUAUAUCUUAACUUGAGAAACCUACACUAAAACAUGAAAGUGACUAGAAAAAGAUAUAAUGCAAUAAAAAAUCACCCACAACAUAUCAUCAAUUUAUACCUGAUUUCAAAAAGGGAAAGAAUGUUAGGGGUUCGUGUAGUCACAGAAAUGACAAUCAUUUAUUCAACAGAUAGUUCUUUAACAUCUGACUUGCAAAGCAUUAUUGCAGAUUCAGGGAAUAUGGUGAGGAACAAAGGCCCUACCCCAGGAGGUGUACCUAUAUUAGGGAUAGAGUGAACACACAGACGGCAUGCAGUAGUUGUCGUAGAGAUGAAGAGAGCAAAUAGAAUGGAAAUAAGAACCCUGAAAGAGGGACAAGGAAGAAGAGUGAGAGGGGAGAGCAGAAAGUUUGACAGUGAAGUAUUAGCAGAGCUUUAUUGCAAAGGUAGUAAGAGAAAAGGUCAAUUGAGAGAACUUAGUGAAGGCUCUUUUAGAAAGUUAAAUUGGAACUUUUGUGUGUGGUACGUUAGGUAGUAAGGGAUCCUUGUAGAGUCUUUGUUUUGCACCUGCUUUUAUUUAUAAUUAACUUUAUUGACACUCCACCAAGAACAUUUAAACACUGCUUACCUAAAGUCCUACCCUUUUAAUAACUAUUUUUAGUUUUAUGCCCAUUCUAAUCUUUCCCAUGAAUAUUUCUAAAUGGGUGACUCAUUCUAGGCUUUUGAAUAGUUAGCAAUUUGUUCCAAAAGGGUUGUAGCAGACAUCGAGUUGGAGUGUUCCAGAGGAUUACAGGGGGAAGAGA
Molecule: messenger RNA, 9673 nt
Organism: Fukomys damarensis (Damara mole-rat)
Lineage: Eukaryota; Metazoa; Chordata; Mammalia; Rodentia; Bathyergidae
Gene: Akap6
Product: A-kinase anchoring protein 6
Exons: 16
Coding region: 411-7373 (2320 amino acids)
Cellular component (GO): sarcoplasmic reticulum; perinuclear region of cytoplasm
Molecular function (GO): protein kinase A binding; transmembrane transporter binding
Source: RefSeq, a predicted model, not a curated record